Molecule: messenger RNA, 1272 nt
Organism: Saccharomyces paradoxus
Lineage: Eukaryota; Fungi; Ascomycota; Saccharomycetes; Saccharomycetales; Saccharomycetaceae
Gene: DUS1
Product: tRNA dihydrouridine synthase
Exons: 1
Coding region: 1-1272 (423 amino acids)
Biological process (GO): tRNA processing
Molecular function (GO): flavin adenine dinucleotide binding; tRNA dihydrouridine synthase activity
Source: RefSeq, a predicted model, not a curated record
AUGACUGAAUCUGCCUUGAGUAGCGCCAGUAACGCUCUGAUGCAGAAACUAACAGGUCGACAACUUUUUGACAGGAUUGGCCGUCCUACUAGAAUUGUUGCACCAAUGGUAGACCAAUCCGAACUAGCAUGGCGUAUUCUGUCCAGAAGAUAUGGUGCAACCUUGGCGUACACUCCCAUGUUGCAUGCAAAAUUAUUUGCUACCUCUAAGAAAUAUAGAGAAGAUAACUGGUCUUCCAUAGAUGGCUCUAGCGUAGAUAGGCCGUUGAUUGUACAAUUCUGUGCUAAUGAUCCCGAGUAUCUAUUGGCAGCAGCUAGACUAGUGGAGGAUAAGUGUGAUGCCGUAGAUUUGAAUUUGGGAUGUCCUCAAGGUAUAGCUAAAAAGGGACACUAUGGGUCAUUUUUGAUGGAAGAAUGGGACCUAAUACAUAACCUAAUCAACAACUUGCAUAAAAAUUUAAAAGUUCCAGUUACAGCAAAAAUACGUAUAUUUGACGACCGUGAAAAGAGUUUAAACUAUGCCAAAAUGGUACUGGACGCUGGAGCUCAAUUUCUUACAGUACAUGGGAGAGUAAGAGAACAAAAAGGACAAAAGACUGGUUUAGCCAACUGGGAAACAAUAAAAUACCUAAGAGAUAAUUUACCCAAAGAAACUGUGUUUUUUGCCAACGGGAAUAUCCUGUAUCCUGAAGAUAUUACACGUUGUAUGGAACACAUUGGCGCAGACGCAGUGAUGAGUGCUGAGGGGAACCUAUACAAUCCUGGCGUUUUCAAUGUAGGCCAAACUAAAGACAAGGACAAGGUAUUUCCACGUGUAGAUAAGAUCAUCAGAGAAUAUUUCCAGAUCGUCAAAGAAUGCCAAGAAUCCAAAGCCUCCAAGACAGCAAUGAAGUCACACUUUUUCAAAAUUUUGAGGCCUUUCUUACCACAUCACACCGACAUCAGGUCAACGCUUGCGACCAUGAAUGCAAAAGCUACAUGGGAAGAAUGGGAAGAACAAAUAGUGAAGCCUGUAGAAAUAGUGGUGCAAGUAAUAUUCGAACAGCCAGAUAUCGAGAUUAAGGAUGAAAUUAUUAUCGGCGAGAAGCAGUCAUGGGGUGGAUCAUAUAGAACUGUUCCAUACUGGAGGUGCCAGCCAUAUUUUAGGCCUGUUAACGGUAUCACCGGUGAUAAAAGAGUUAUGCAAGGCUUGACAGAUGCAGACAUAAACAAGAAACGUAAAGCUGAUAUGCCGCUAGAAUCGGCCGACAAGAAGAAGGACAUAAAGGCGUAG